Messenger RNA from Prunus armeniaca (apricot), 228 nucleotides. Lineage: Eukaryota; Viridiplantae; Streptophyta; Magnoliopsida; Rosales; Rosaceae. The record is from the annotation of a GenBank genome assembly.
AUGGGGGAGGAGGAGGGAGGGGUCUGUGGGGCGGAGGGUGUGAGUGGUGGUCAUGGGGGAAUGAAGGAGAAGGGGGUGUAUGUGUGUGGUAAAAAAAAAAAGAAGGGGGAAAGGGUAUGUAAGGUGAAUGGUAUGGGUGGUGAUCAUGGGGGAACGGGGGAGACAACGCCCGUUUGGGGGGGUGUUGGAAGGGGGUGUGAGAUGUGUGUUGUGUGGUUUAGGGUUUAA